AUGUGUUGCAUGAUCGGACAAGUAGAAGGAAAUUUUGCUCGUCAGCGACGUCAAGCAGUCGGUGGCAAUAAUCGUGACAUAGGUUUUCCACCAGGAAACUCAGAUGGAUCGAUACUUACAAACAAUGCAAAAUUUAAUCCAUCAAAUAAUCCAAAUAUGAUUAUAUCAAACGAUCGAAAUAAUCAACAACAAUCAAAUAAUAAUUUAUUGGCGGCAUCUCAAGGGCAACCAGUAGUGGUCCGUAGUCGUGGUUUUUAUGAUAGUCCUGGGUUUAAAUCAUCAUCGUUUUCGGGUGAAAAACCAGUCGGUUGGUUCGAUACGAAAUAUCCUAAUUGGGUAUCGGAUCAAAAUACUGAAUUAGAUAAGAAUAAUGAUAUGGUUGCAGGAAAAAAUGGAGCACCAAGCAGUCUUCAAGGCAAAGCUAUUCAAUCAAGAAAAGAAGAUGAUGGACCAUUAUUACUUCAAAAAUUCGCUGAUCAAGCUAUAAGUAGAGGUGAAAAAUCAUACGCUUUUGAUCAAUCUUAUGAUCAGAAGAGAUUAGACAAUGUAUGUAGCAAUCGUCACAAUUUUAAUGGAUAUACAUUUGGUCGAUUCCAAUGCCCAUUACCAACUGCUUCUGGUAAGCAUCGAAAUAAUCGAUUUUGUUGUGGACCAGCAAACUAUCAAUAUUGUUGUAAUCAACAAGAAUUCCAUCAAAAUCAAAAUCAAAAUCAAGAAUAUGGUUAUAGCAAUAACCAUGGCAAAAAUCGUCAUUCAAACCAUUCACAUACAACUCGUCGAAUUCUUGCAGUUGUUUUACCUAUUGUUGGCAUUCUUGUUGUAGCAGCAGUGGCGAUUAUUGUCUUUUUAUAUUAUAAAAAACUACGAAAUACACAAAAUAAACAAAGUAAAUCGUCGGGAGUUAAUAAAUUGGGUGAUAACUAUUCAGCUGUUCCACAAGAUUUACCAGUUGAAAAUCCAACAACGAAUCAACGUGAACAGCACAAAAGCUCUAUUCAAACUUAA
This is a messenger RNA of Rotaria socialis, 1005 nucleotides long. Lineage: Eukaryota; Metazoa; Rotifera; Eurotatoria; Philodinida; Philodinidae. The record is from the annotation of a GenBank genome assembly.